Molecule: messenger RNA, 322 nt
Organism: Harmonia axyridis
Lineage: Eukaryota; Metazoa; Arthropoda; Insecta; Coleoptera; Coccinellidae
Product: 40S ribosomal protein S3a-like
Exons: 1
Coding region: 26-316 (96 amino acids)
Biological process (GO): translation
Cellular component (GO): cytosol; ribosome
Molecular function (GO): structural constituent of ribosome
Source: RefSeq, a predicted model, not a curated record
UAAUAUUAAAGCCAUCCGCAAGAAGAUGAUUGAAAUCAUCAACCGUGAUAUAGGACACAGUGAUUUGAAAGAAGUAGUAAACAAAUUGCUACCCGAUUCAAUCGCCAAAGAUAUUGAAAAGAUGUGCCAGGGUACCUAUCCUUUACAUGAUGUAUUUAUACGUAAGGUAAAGGUGUUGAAAAAGCCCAGAUUUGAUCUUUCCAAAUUGUUAGACCUCCAUGGAGACAGUGGUAAAGGAGGUUCUGAACCAGGUGUUGCAGGCGAAAGAGUAGAUAAACCUGAAGGUUAUGAACCUCCAGUUCAAGAAACUGUGUAAUUUGAA